AUGACAGAUUGGUAUAGUUGGGCAGAAAAGCAAGUGGUUCCAGGUUUAUGGGGAAGACUGCCAGAGCAUCCUGAAGAAUACCAGGCUGCUAUGUUGCAAGCCAUCAUAGCCCAAAUUGCACUGGAGCCUCAUACAGAGUCUCCUGGGCCAUGCUCUGAAAUGUGGUGCAAGGGCAUGAUCGACAUGAUGAUUCAAACCAGACUAGAAAUUGAGAGUGAGGUUGCUGUGGACAAGUCUGAACAAGAGAUGCCAGGGAAGUAUAUGUCUAAUGAAGCAGUGAGAAAGGCAAGGGGUCGGCCCAAAGGAGUGUGCAACAGCAUAAUUGUGGUGCCUCAGAUGCAGUCCAAAUCCCCCAUGAAACUACGCAGCAUGAAUAAAUCUGGAUGUUUAUCUAGAUUAUCAGCUCUAUCCAUCAGCGGGGAUCUUGUUCCAGAAAUACCCAUGACUAAAGAUGCUAAAGAAAUGGAAGAGCUUGACCAGGUCCUGAGAUUAAAGACUUCCCCUCCAGACUCUCUCCUGGCCGUAGCAACACCUACCAGAAAAUCUGGUGCUUUGGCAGACAGCAGGAAUACCCUCUUAGAUCUGGCAUCGUUGAACCAGGCACAGCCUGCCAAAAGGCUUCAUGUUUUCUUGAACAAGAAACCAUCCGAACCAAGCCAGACAUCAUCAGACUUUGCAGCAGCUGCUGUUGCACCUUCAUAUGUCAUGGAACUAAGAUCUGAUUACGGUACACCAAGUUCAAACUCCCCAUUGUGUUCAGAAGAUUUGCUGUAUGAUAUGGAUGUGGUUAUGAGACAAAACUGCCGCCGUGCAGCUCCCAACAUGGCUUCCCAAAAAUAUGAAAAUAUAACCAUGGCACUCUCAGACCGCCGCUGUGCAGCCUCCAACAUGGCUUUCCCCAAAAAAUAUGAAAAUAUACCAUGGCACUCUCAGAUGGUCAUUGUGCAGGCCCCAACGCUGCCCCAAAAUAUGAAAAUGUACUAUGGCGCUCUCGGAUGGCUGCUGUGCUGCCCCCCAACAUAG
Molecule: messenger RNA, 1023 nt
Organism: Suillus discolor
Lineage: Eukaryota; Fungi; Basidiomycota; Agaricomycetes; Boletales; Suillaceae
Exons: 7
Coding region: 1-1023 (340 amino acids)
Source: RefSeq, a predicted model, not a curated record